Lagenorhynchus albirostris (white-beaked dolphin) is the source of this 2241-nucleotide messenger RNA. RefSeq names its product selectin P ligand (gene SELPLG). NCBI's taxonomy places the organism in Eukaryota, Metazoa, Chordata, Mammalia, Artiodactyla, Delphinidae. The transcript has 2 exons. The record is from RefSeq and is a predicted model, not a curated record. Gene Ontology annotation, cellular component: plasma membrane. Bases 88 to 1512 code for a protein of 474 amino acids. Gene Ontology annotation, biological process: hemopoiesis; leukocyte tethering or rolling.
CUUGGGGCAGAAGCACCCUGGUUUCGGGUGAAGACGAAACGGGCAGUGUCUGACCUCCUCCGUUAAGCAAGCAACAAGAAAAAUAGGAUGUGGCAUCUCCUUGCGCCUAUCUCUGAGCCCUGCCCACCCCACUCCUGUGGUGCCAUGUUUCUGAAACUCCUAUUGCUCCUGGCCCUGCUGGGCCCUGGAAGCAGCCUCCAGCUGUGGGAGACCUGGGAGGAUGGAACCAAGGAGGCCCCAGGCCCCCUGCUUGUCCGUGGCCGGAGAGAAGUGGAUGAGGACGACUCCGACAUAUAUGACUAUGACAUACAGACGGACCCUCCAGAAAUGCUUAACUAUAGCACCGAGGCCCCCAAGCUUCUGCCUGUGAUGGGAACAUUGGAGCAGAGAGAGUCUGCAGGGCCUUUAACACCUGAGCCAACCACUCUGGAGGUGGCCACAAGGGACCCUGCUGUCCUGGAUGCAGGAGGGGCAGCCACUGGGAAUGUGAGCAUGGAACCGGUCAUACUGGUCACUCUGACCAAAGAACCAGUCACUGUAAUCCCUCCCAUCAUGGAGGUUCCAUCCACAGAAUCAGCUGCAGUGGAGGCCCUGUCCACAGGGCCAGCAGGCAGAGCGGCACUGGCCACAGAACCUGCAGCCACAGAGGCUCUGUCCACAGAGACCCUGCCCACGGAGCCAGCAAGCACAAUGGCACUGGCCACAGAACGCACAGCCACGGAGUCCUUGUCCACAGGGGCCCUGUCCACAGAACCCACUGCCGCGGAGACCCUGUCCACAGAACCCACUGCCGCGGAGACCCUGUCCACAGAACCCACUGCCGCAGAGACCCUGUCCACAGAACCCACUGCCACGGAGACCCUGUCCGCAGAGGCCCUGUCCACAGGAUCCACUGCCACAGAGGCCCUGUUCAUGGGACCCACAGUCAUAGAGGCUCUGUCCACGGAACUGGCCACCACAGCAGUUCUUUCCAUGGAGCCCACUACCACAGGGGCCCUGCCCACAGAUCCAGCCACUGUGAAGACCCUGCCCACAAGACCUGCUACCACAAGGGGCCUAACCACAGCCCUCGCUGUGCCCUCUGACCCUCCCAAGAGCACCAUUGUGGCAGUUGGCAAUUCAUCUGAUAACUUGAUCUACAAAUGGAAAAAUGGUCAGAGUCUUUUCCCCCAGAGCUCUGUGACCCCAAGCUCCACAGAGGGCCUGCUUGACCCCAGCUCGGUGAAGCAGUGUCUGCUGGCCAUCCUCAUCCUGGCCCUGGUGGCCACCAUCUUCCUCAUAUGCACCGUGGUGCUGGCCAUCCGCCUGUCCCGCAAGAACCAUCUGUACCCCGUGCGCAAUUACUCCCCCACCGAGAUGGUCUGCAUCUCAUCCCUGCUGCCCGAGGGGGGUGAGGGGCCAGCUGCCAUGGCCAACGGGGGCCUGCCCAAGGCCAAGAGCCAGGGCCUGAAGGCGGGGUCUGGGGAGGACCGCGAGGGGGAUGACCUCACCCUGCACAGCUUCCUCCCUUAGCUCCCGGCCGGGCUGCCUGAGCAGGACCAGCCCCCAGGCGGCCUCGCUGGGCCGCCACCCAUACCCAGGCUCUAUGCCAUGGGUCCGGGCUUCCUUGGAGCCGCCUGGGGAUGGGAAUGUUUAGGGUGGGAACCCUGGCCGCCCUACACGGGACUGAGAGCAGUCAAGGUCCAGGCACCAGAGCAGGCCUGGCAAACGGAGCCUCCAGCGGAGGCUGGAGAGGCCGCCUCCACCUCCCUGCCUCUCAUGUGUUCUUUUUUUUUUUUUCUCCCAUGUGUUCUUGACCCCCUCUAAUGCCUCCCACGGCUGCUGGAAUCUCAUCCCCAUGUGCCCAGGAGGACUCAGCGUUCCCUGCCCACACCCCCACUGCCACUUUCUUCUGGUGGCCAUGGUCACUGCACAGGAAGGGGGCACCUUUGGGGGGGGUUACACCAUUCCUGAGUUCAUUUCCUGUCACUCCCGGUUUGGGGUAUCUCUCCCAGGAGCCCAGGGUGAGGGCUGGGCAUGUGACGGCUGGGCAGGCUGGGAAAGCCCAAGGCUACAGGCUUCUCUGGGACUUUGUGGACCAAUGAGCUUCCAUCUGGUGACAGAGUGACCCCCGUCCCGCCCUCCCUCGCCUCCCCCUGUGGCCUUGUUUUAGGGUGGGCUCUGCCUUGUUCUCGAAGUCUCCCAGGGCCCAGCUCGGGGGCCCGGGAGAGCACAGACACUCAGUAAAUGUUUGGUAAACAA